Molecule: messenger RNA, 6876 nt
Organism: Cylas formicarius (sweet potato weevil)
Lineage: Eukaryota; Metazoa; Arthropoda; Insecta; Coleoptera; Brentidae
Product: venom carboxylesterase-6-like
Exons: 13
Coding region: 90-2189 (699 amino acids)
Source: RefSeq, a predicted model, not a curated record
GCUCCCUCUACGCCCAUGUCCGAUUACCGUUGACAUUUCCCUAAAAUUUUAACCUAAAAGUGGCAGAAUAAAAAGUUAUUGAAACGAAAAUGAGAUGCGCUCGAUUAAAUGCUAGCAAAGUCGUGUUAAUUCUGCUCACAUUUUUAGUAAACAAUAUUUAUAUGACUGGCGAAAAUACUCCCAACAAAAUAUCGCAGGAAAAUGUAAACAAAACCAAGACAAAUGUAUCAGAUGAGAGCAUCAGGGAAGUAAAUAUGUAUGAGGACUCAAUCUUAAAAUGUCCGUUGGAUAUGAAAUGCAAAGACUUGCCGGCGCAGUGUAUAAACUGCAAAUUGAAAGAGAACUGUCGAUAUGGUGCCAACAUGACCACACAGUGUCAAUCAAAGGCUCAGAUCAAAUGUGAAGGCCCUUCGAGGUUUGAUAGACACCUGCUUUGUCGAUAUUGCUACCAGACAGAACCCUGGGAGCACACGUGCGAAUUAAAAGCUACUUGCGAUUCAGUGGCAUCGCCCAGGGAAAUGUACACUACGAAUUGUACGGUAAACAGUGACGUACUGUGUCUAGUCGGUAUUUUCGGCCAUGAAGGCGCAGAACCGGAAGGUCCCGAAUUGGGACUGCCUCAGGGGCGGAUUAAGGGCACCUACAAAAAAUCUUACAAGGGCCGUACCUACAGCGCAUUCGAAGGUAUUCCCUACGCAACACCUCCCGUUGGAGAUUUACGCUUUGAGCAAGCUAGACCAUCAGAAGCCUGGGAGGGUACUUUGGUGGCGAACAAAUCUUACAUGUGCCUGAAUCUGACUCCUAUACUAUUCAACAAACCGCAAGGUACUGAAGACUGUCUCUACGUUUACGUCUACGUGCCCAGAGAAACGAUAGACGCGACCGAGAAACUUGACGUUGUAGUUCACAUACACGCCGGAGCUUUUAUGAUGGGCUCGCCUCAAUUUUUGGCAGGUCCGAAAUUCAUUAUGGAUCGCGAUGUCGUUUACGUUUCAAUGAACUACAGGUUGGGAAUUUUAGGGUUUUUGAGCACGGAAGAUGAAGUGGUUCCAGGUAACAACGGCCUGAAAGACCAAUCGUUGGCUCUGCGGUGGAUCAAAGAAAACGUCGAGCAUUUCGGAGGGAAUCCCAACUCUAUCACUUUAACGGGCCUAUCGGCAGGUGGCGCUAGCGUGCACUAUCAUUAUCUGUCGCCUAUGUCAGCCGGUUUGUUCCAUCGAGGAGUGUCCCACAGCGGCACCGCGUUGCAGUGCUGGAGCCUCGCCGAGCAAUCCCUGGCUAACGCUCAGGUCGUCGCGAAAAACGUAACCUGUCCCAUCACGUCCACGAGAGAAAUGGUCGACUGUAUGAAGAAACUAGACGGUGAUGUUCUCGUCGCUGCCGUGAGCAGCUUAUUCAUCUCGCUGGAUUUCAUCCCGUUCGCUCCAUUCGGGCCCGUAGUUGAGAAAAACUCGCGAGAUCCUUUCGUGGAUCGAAACCCCCACGCGCUGAUGAAAGAGGGGAAAGUCUACGACGUGCCGUGGAUCACGUCGAAUACCAAAGACGAAGGAAUAUAUCCUGUUGGUUUUUUCGUAUUCCUGAACAAAAUAAAGGAGGUGGACGAAGACUGGAAUCGCACCAUGCUGUACUCGCUCGAUUUGCAAAACACCGUCGACGAAAACAAUCAGCUUGACGUGAUGCAAAAAAUAAGGGAACAUUAUUUGGGAAACGAACCGCUGACUAGAAAGAAUAUUUUCUCGUUGGUGGAGAUUUUCACGGAUCGGUUAUUUACCGUGGACGCUGAAGAAGCAGUCAGGUUACACGCGCGGGCUGUCAAAUCGCCAGUUUAUUAUUAUUUCUUCACCUACCACGUGAAAAUUCCUAAUUUGUUCGGAACGCUGAGAAAAGGAGUCGCUCAUACGGACGACGCUCGAUUGAUCUAUGAGAUAAUAGGGACGCCAGACAUGUUGGAAGAUUCAGACGAUAAAAUGGCUGAUAGUUUGACAUCACUCGUAUCAACUUAUGCCAAGACUGGGGUGCCAUCUUUCGAGGAUAAAAAAUGGUCGCCGGUGAUACCCGGAAAUGACGACAUAGACUACCUGCACAUAGGCGAUUCCGACGAUAUUUCCAUGCGAAGCGUCAGACAUUUUGGAGCAGUGGACUUUUGGAAAUCGUUGCCCAUUGCAGAGUUGGAAAGUGCGCCGAUCUAGCCGCUACUUUUUUCACUUUUUUCUACAAAUUGUUAUUUCUGCGUGUUUUGAAAAAAUAUUUUCUUUUAUCUUAUAAAGUGUUUCGAAUUUGCACAUGUUAUAAAUAAUAAAUGAAUGUUUGCCUCCACCAUUGUAGGUAAAUGAAAAGACGUUUUUUUCUAGAGGUUUGUAUUUAAUACAAAUAAUUAAUAUAAUUUCCGAAAUAAAAAAAAAUACUGUUAUUAAUUUUAAUUGUUUGACUAAAUUUUUUAAAUAGUCCAUAACAAAUGGAUACUUUUUUUUCUAUGUGGGGAAAGGGUAAAUAAAACUAUAUUAAUGUCGACAAUCAUUUAUUGUAACAAUGGGUAGGUAAGUUAAAAACACAUUUUACAUUUUUAUUAGAACAAUAAAAAAAAUAUAUUUAUGUUACUAGAAAUACACAUUUUGUUUUUUUUUCAAUUGGCACACCCAAUCAAUCACUUUCUUGUAAAUAUUUGAUAUUAGAUUAAAAACCAUUCAAAUAAUUUAUAGUAUUUUUGGGAACACUUUAAUUUUUUGUUUUGUAAUGAAUCAGUAAUUAAUUGCUUGGUGUUAUAGUGGUUUAUUGCUUUUUGUUCUAAUUGGUCCACUCACCGCCAUUACCUUGUAAAUGCAUGAGGAACAGGUUACAAUUCGUUCAACUAUUUUUUUAUUUUGUCAUUUAAUUUACUUUUUAGUCUUAAAUAUCAUUUAUUUUUUUAUUGACUCAUCGAUCUCCACUUCUUUGUCAUUAAGCGAUUAAACCAAUUUGAUAUCGAAUUAAAAUUCAUGCCGAGUAUUUUUUGGUUUAUCAUUAAUUUAUUUUUGACUAUUAAAUGUAUUGAUGAUAUUAAUUUAUCAUAAUGAAUUGGUGCAUUUUUGUGUAAUUGUUUUAAUGAAUCGAUAAUUUCAAUUUUUAGAACUACUGUUGUUCAUUGUUUUUUUUUUAAUUGACUCACCCACCCCUCCUCUACCUGGGAAAUGCGCACCGUAAAGAUAUUUCAUAUAUAUUUUUUUACCUUUGUCUUUACAGAAUUCAUUCAGUUAUUUUUAUGUUACGGAUAGAUUUCAUUUUAAGUUCAUUAUUUUUUUGUAGGCCUAAAUAUACUUUUUUUUCACCCAUCCACCUUCACUUCCUUGCAAAUAUUUGAUAUUGGAUUAAUUUUUGUUUUGUAAUGAGUCAGUAGUUCAUUUCUUGGUGUUAUAGCGGUUUAUUGUUUUUUUUUUCUAAUUGACCCACUCACCUCCACUAGCUUGUAAAUGCACGAGGAACAAACACCAUAAGUUUGUUUUGUUCUUAAUUGAAUUUAAUAAUUAUUUACUACUGUCAUUAAUAUAAUUUAUAUAGAUCAUUUGUUUUUUUUUUUUAAUUGGCCCACCCUCCUCCACUACCUUGUAAAUGCCCGAUUAAACACUUUAUUUCAUUGUUUUGCUAUCACCAGUUUACUUUUUUGUAUUAAACGAUUUUUUUUUAAUUGGCCCACUCACCUCCUCUACGUUAAAAAUGUACACUGAGUUGAUAUUAAUUUGGCAUAAUGAAUUCGUUUAGUUUUAUGUAAUUUUUAAUGAAGCGAUAAUUUAAUACUGCUAUUUAUUGUCUUUUUUUCAAACCUUUCAAAUGAGCACCGUAAAGAGAUUUCAAUAUAUAUUUUUGUUUACAUAUGUAAUAUGUAACCGACCUCCUCUUUAUUAAAAUGCACUGGGUAAACAAAUUUUGAUAAAAACUUACUGAAAUUAAUUAGGCAAAAUUUACCCAAAAAUUUCGUAGUCUUGAUUUUUUCUUUUAACUUUCUAUUUUUCGUUUUUCCAAAUUCCGCAUUUAUCUAUCAAAUUAUUUCCAGUACAAUAAAUAAAGAAAUUACUGCCGUUCGAUGUUUACAACUAUAAUUAUUAUGGAGGCGGGUAUUUUUGGAAAGCUUCAUUUGCGGAGUUGGUCAGAGCGCCAAUCUAGCCCCCAUUUUUUUACGAUUUUUUUAAAAUUUGUUAUUUUUGCUCUUUCUGUCACGGAGUAAGCGUUAUUUAAGCAACUAUUGUGUUGUUUUUUUUGGCCUUAUACAGCGCUUCGAAUUAAGUUAUUAAUAAUAAAUUAAUUUUGUUUCCGUCGCGUCUUCAUUGCAAGCAAGUGAAAAGACGUUUUUUUUUAGAAAAUCGUAUUUAAUACAAAUGUGAAAUUAAAAAAAAAUAAAUUAGUGUUAUUAGUUGAAAUGCGAUUGUUUGAAUUGUAUUUUUUAUUGCAGGGAGGGGGUAAAUAAAACUAUAUUUAUGUCGACAAUAAUUUAUUGUAAGAAUAGGUAAGCAUGUCGAAAAUACAUAUUUUAUAUUUUGUUUUUGUUUUCAAUUGGCUGAUCCAUCUUCACUAUCUUGUAAAUAUUUGAUAUUAAAUUAAAAUUCAUCCGAGUAUCUAAGGAUACAUCUUAAUUUUUUAUUUUUUUUAUAUAGUAGCCCGCCUACUUGCAGUACCUUAUAAAUGCGCGACCAAGAAAUUCUAGGCUUCGAUUGAAAUUCGUUCGAGUAGCUUUGGGAACACCAUAACCUUUUGUCAUUAAUUGAAUUUAAUAAUUAGUGCUUAAUAAUUGGAAUUAAUUGUAAUUGAUUUUUUAGUGUCAUAUAUCAUUUGUUUUUUUUUUUUUCUAAUUGGCCCACCCACCUCCACUACCUUUCAAAUGCACGAUUUAACAAAUUUGAUAUUAAAAUAAAAUUCAUGCCCAGUAUUUUUGGCAACACUUAAUUUAUUUUGCUGUCAUUAGUUUACUUUUCUCUUCUUUCGACCUUCUCUUCUACCUUAAAAAUGCACACUGGGUUGAUAUUAUUUAGCAUAAUUAAUUAGUGUAUUUUUGUGUAAUUUUUUUAAUGAAUCCAUAAUAUAAAUUUUUAGUAUUGCCGUUAUUUUUUUAUUUUGUAAUUGGCCCGCCCACCUCCUCUACCUUGGAAAUGCACACCGUAAUGAGAUAAAAAAUUUCAAUAUAUAUUGUUUUACUUUUAUGCUACAGAAUGCAUGCAGUAUUUUUUAUCUAACCGGUGGAUUUUUUAAAGUUUAAAUUACUUAUUUUUUCCUCUUUAGUAAAAUGCUCUUGAUAAUCGAAUUUGGAUAAAAACUUACUAAUUAACUUAUUAUUAUUAAUUUUUUUAUUUUUCGUUUUUCCGAUUUUCGCAUUUACCUGCCAAAUUCUUUCAAGCGCAAUCAAUAAAAUAAUCACUCAAAUAACAAUCACUAAAAUCAAGCACAAAAGUUAAAGUACCUCUAAUGAUACCUUCUCUUUCUAUUUUAAUUGUUGGUUUAAUUUUACGUAUCUUCGAUAUAACUUUCCAAAGAAUAAAUUCACCAUUUAGGACUUUAAUACUCUCUAUCCCUUAUAACUGUGUUAAUUGGUUUGUGAUUAGUUGUGGUUAGCUUUUCUUUGUUCCGCUCGAGUUGAUAGGUUUAUUUCCGAUAAAUUUAAUGACCAUUUUUACUAGCUGUCACACACAGAAUGCAGAAAAACAUGAAAAAAAGUACAUGCACGCUAUCUAAAUAUAUAAGAUUAUAAUGAUAUCUAUCCAAAAUUGAAAUUUAAUUAUGAACGUUGAAGUUACAAUAUUAAUAUCAAAACUAGGAAGAAAAACUAAACAUUGAGUUGAAAAUCAUAAGUACUGAAUACAAAAAUCGUACAAAAAAUUAUUGAACAAUGAAAUGAAUUAAAGGAAGAGAAAGGAACUACUUUUUUUUUAUAAAAAAAAAAGGUAUAACACAUAUCUACAGCAAGGUAUUAUAUAUUAUCUAGCGAUUACUACAUAUAAACGUAUUAAUCAUUAGACAAAAAAGGUAUUAUUUUACGUUACACAUUUUACAAAAACGCAUAACAGAUUUAAGUUUUGUGAUUUGUUAGUUGUCAGUUUUUUGAACAUCUGCUUUUAUAUAUUCAAUUAAAUCACAUCACAUUAAAUCGACAUCAUACUUUUAUAUUACACUAUUAUACACGUAUUACGUAAUACUUUCGGGUGUUUCCAUUUAUUUUUACAAUUUUGUGUUAAUUCAAGCCUGUUUUACAACAUACCUUUAGAUUCUGUCUGCUUAAUGAUUCUUGAGCUCAAGACUUAGGAAAUUAUUAUUGAUUUCACCACUUUCAACACCUUCAUAAAUAAAUUCUCCGAUUACUGACAUAUUUAUUCCUGCAUUUCAUGUCAAGUUUUUUUUUCGCAUAUACAAUUCGAUUUGCUUUAAUUGUUUCCAUACGCUUUCCUUUUUUUGAACAUAAACGCAAGAAAAUGCAUUUUUUUACCAUUACACACAUAUAUUUACAUACAUACAUAUUUGGCAUCGUUGAUUACAUGUCCAGAUCAACCACAAUUUCACAAUGUGCCUCGAUCGAAAAUAAUCAUCAGUUGUCGUAUAAAGACUAAAAAAUAUAUCGCGUCAAUGUAUUUCCAAAAAACAACGUAUUCUUAUCAACUUGGUUGAUAUUAUGUGAACAUUGCGCUUGUCAUUACUAACAUUAUUUAUUUUUCUGUUUUUUUUUAGUUGUCCCGCCCACCUCCUCUUCCUUAAAUUAUGAAUGAAUUAACGUUUGCGACGAGUUGGUUUUUCUCAAAUUUAUCAUCUAAGUCUUUUUGCUAUCAUAUUGUUCCUCUUAUUUCUCUACUCUAUAUUCUAUCUAUAUAUAAAUUUUUACGCAUGCUUCUUUGGGGCAUUUUCAAAGAAUUCUCUAUCUAA